Messenger RNA from Mytilus trossulus (common blue mussel), 671 nucleotides. RefSeq lists its product as uncharacterized. Lineage: Eukaryota; Metazoa; Mollusca; Bivalvia; Mytilida; Mytilidae. The record is from RefSeq and is a predicted model, not a curated record. The transcript has 5 exons. Bases 103 to 615 code for a protein of 170 amino acids. Gene Ontology annotation, cellular component: intracellular anatomical structure.
UCUGUUUAUGUCGCUGUUGUCACCCAUAUAUAAACUUCAAUACAUACACCCUUUUAUAUAGAUAGCCAAGACAAGUGUGCGUGAAAAGAUUACUUAGACAAAAUGGCAGACAAUGAAAUCCAGAAAAUUGUAGAACAGUUCAAAAUGGUUCAUCAUCCAGAAACUGGAUACUUUAAAGAAGUAUGGAGAGGCGAAAGACAAGUAACGUUUACACAGGAAACGACGCAUGAUGGAAAAAGAGACGUUGGGUCUAGCAUAUACUCCCUUCUGAUCAAUCCUAAUUUUAUAAGCUGGCAUCAAGUAAGGUCGGAUGAAAUUUAUAACUGGCAUGCAGGAGGAACACUAAAGGUACAUUUAAUCGACAAAGAUGGAAACCAUACAUGUACUAUGCUAGGAGACGGAGUGAAAAAUCCUGACUGCGUGUAUCAGUCUAUUAUUCCACACGAUACAUGGUACUCUGCUGAACUUAUUGAAGAUUCUAAAUAUGUCUUAUUUGGUGCCGUGGUCUUCCCAGGUUGGGAAUUAAAAGACUGGACCGAAGGCAACAAAGAAGAACUGAUUGCAAAAUUUCCCCAGCACAAAGAUCUCUUUACAAGACUUACAAAACAGAAAUAGAUAUAUGCAUACUGAUCCAUACUCACUUAACGACUGUUUCUAAUGCAUUAAUUUAC